Molecule: messenger RNA, 1447 nt
Organism: Prunus dulcis (almond)
Lineage: Eukaryota; Viridiplantae; Streptophyta; Magnoliopsida; Rosales; Rosaceae
Exons: 4
Coding region: 440-994 (184 amino acids)
Source: RefSeq, a predicted model, not a curated record
CCUAGUUUUGUUUCAUAUUUGCGAAAUGCCCCCAAUUAAGCUCAGCUGGUUUGGCUCUCGGAAUUGCUCUCUGCCCUUCCCUCUACAAACGUCCUCUCUUCUGUCUAAGGAAGAAGAAAUGAGAACAAAUGGACACUUUAUUUGAGGUUAUAUUGAUGACAAGGUCGUACCAUUUUUACUAUUUGGGAUAAGUACUGGUUAGUUAGAUGCAGAAGCAAAUCUUAUAGUUUUUACGUAUGACUUGUUCAUAUUAGUAGGAAAAAGGUUUCUUGCUUAAUGGCCAUAAACUCGUGAAUUGUGUUUGAGAUGUCACGUGAUCUUAAAAAUGGGUUAGCUGACUUAGCUGAGAAUAUUGUAUAGGUUGUUUUGUGUUUGAAUCGAAUGUUUAUACCUUUGAGAUCUUAGAGGCUUAGAGGGGAAGUCCGAGGUUAGGCAUGUAAUGGAUCAUCUAGGUUCUAGGGAAAAUGAUCUGGAUUUUGACUUGGAAAGUGGUGAGACUGAAAGCACCAGUGAAGAAGAUGGAAAUGAAGGGUCGGGUUCAGAUGGUAAAUGUUCCAGGAAAACAAUGGCUAGGGCAAGGAGUGGGUACUUGUAUGUUGAUGGAUCAAUAGCAGCUAGUGAUGGGCUAAGUGCAGGCAAUAAUGUAUCAAGUAUUGGUCAGAAUAUGGAUAUGUUAGCUAGUAGUAUGGGGCAAAUGGCAGAAGGAAGAAUGGAGAAGAGGACAGUCGAGAAACAGAAAAAGAUCCCUAAAAAGCAUCCCAAGCCACCUCGGCCUCCUACAGGUCCAUCAUUACAUGCCGCCGAUAUAGAGUUCGUCAAAGAAAUUUCAAAGCGUUCAAGGUUGCGGCGUGCAAGGAGAGAAAGGAUGAAUGCAUUAAAGAAAAUGAAAUCUGAUAAAACAUCAUCGUCGAAGAUAAACUUCUUGGCAAUGAUCGUCACCACUAUCUUCUGCUUUGUGAUAAUCUUCCACGGAAUCUUGGGUGCUCAUGCAUGAUUUAAGUGUUCGUAAAUCCCACAGUUUUUAAUUAGGAACCCCGAAACUCAUGGGAUGGCUCUGUGUUUCCCAGUUUGGCAAUCCUGGUGUUCCCUAUCUCUGACGACAAUGUUUUCCCAUGCAGUUUGGCCGCCGAAUGCCAUGGGGAUUGAUUAUUGAACCUUAUUUUGAGUUUUGACAAUCCCAAUUUGGGGAAGCAGUGCUGUUAAAGGACUUUGUGGGUAAAGCAAAGCAGCCUUGCCAUACAAUCAAUGGGGUCAAUUAGGCACCACAGGGAGAUGAAAGCAUCAUGCCCUUAUAUAUAUAUAUGCUGAUCAAGUGAAGUGAAUUGCUUUCCACUUGUAGAAGAAUUUUUUCGGUUUGUAUUUUGUUGUUAUAAAUUUUAUAAAUGGCGCACAAGUGACUUUUCUUAGAAUCUUAGAUGGCAAGGACAAAACGCAAUACUUUAAACCA